Aspergillus wentii DTO 134E9 is the source of this 5509-nucleotide messenger RNA. RefSeq lists its product as uncharacterized. NCBI's taxonomy places the organism in Eukaryota, Fungi, Ascomycota, Eurotiomycetes, Eurotiales, Aspergillaceae. Gene Ontology annotation, cellular component: cytoskeleton. The transcript has 10 exons. The record is from RefSeq and is a predicted model, not a curated record. Bases 96 to 5306 code for a protein of 1736 amino acids.
CAAAUAUCAGGCGGGUUUCCAGCCAUUUCCUUUCUUCCACUUUUCAUUUCCUUCUUGUGUGUGUGUUUCUUUUCUUUCUCCCCCCAUAUCAGUAUAUGUAUGCCAGCAUGGUGAAUCAAAAUUUCAUCACGGCGGAUCAGAUCGAAAGGGCAGUAGACAAGGCUUACUUGACCACGCCUAUCACAUCCCUGGACCAGAUCGUCGAUGAGUCUGCGCUUGCCCUCCGCAAUGAGAUUCACGAGAUACCACCGGCAAACACUCCCGAGGGCGACGACAACAGCGAGUCGGAGAGUGAAGGGCUAAUCCUGUCUGGCGGUAAUAAGCUAAACAAAACAGUGAUUGGAGGCGCACUUGUUAGGAAUGUCUCUUUGGUGGUCCCUGUUGGGGAUGCAUCAUUCGCAGAUCUUCCCGUGGUCCCUAUCAAGGGAAGCAAUAACGUGAAUGCCCAGCUGUUGGCGGCAGCCGCAGAUGACAAGUCGCCUGGAAAGUCGAACCAGCUUGCUGUUUUGCUCUUGCCCGAUGAGGGGAACCUGGUACCGGUAGCUCAGCCUCUUGCCAGCGAGCCCCCUGCUGAUGCGACAAUGCUUUCAAGUCUGAUCACUACCACGUCGGAUAUCAAAGAGGGAGGAAGCCUAACUAAGGAGAAGAAAAUAUUGAAACAGAAGCUGGAAACCUAUGUCCUGUCGGGAACCAUCGAUAAAUUCUUUGGUAUCAAAGGUUUAACGGCCAAGCUGUACAAGUUUCAAGAGUCUGAAGCGGGAGACCACAGUAAGAAGGAUGAUGCCAGCACGAAGAAAGUGGAUGGUGAUGCCGACGACAAGAAAAAAGACGACAGCUCAGAGCCCCCUUCAGUGCCAGCACAUGAAAUGGCCAUAUUGAACCCAGAGAGUGGAGCACUGGAAGGAAAACCGUUGGGCACGCUCUUCCCCUUCAUCAACGACAAAGAUCUCCAGAAAAUGCCCAUCAAAAAUCUUGCGUUCACCUAUUGUGAGGAGAGCGAAAGUCCCUUUAUCAAACCGGGCCUUUGCCUGGAAGCCGACGUGAUGCUCAAGGAUAGCCUUCAAUGGGCAGCUGAUACGCUGAAGAAAAUGUUCGGUGAUCAAAAGACCCCUGACUCUAUCCGUCUUAGUGCCCACCUUUCAAAAGAGAGAGAUUGGUCUAAGAUGCCAGUGGUUAAAGAGUUUAUUCUCCAGGGCUACUUCCAUGACAUGGGUCUGAAGACUUGGGAUGUGCUUCAAUUCAAGACAAUGGGCAUCGAGAUCACCGGUACAAAGGCCGCUAAAGGCAAACACAGUGGUGAUACGAAAGAGAAAAAUGACAAAGAUGAAGAUAGUAGCAAACCCUCUGAUGACCCAAACAAGGAGAGGCCCAAGAACAGCACGAAAGAUGAGGAGACCAAGCCGAUAGCCGAGCCUGAGGACGACUCUGAGAAGCCUGAUAAAGAAAAACAUAAAGAGGAAAACGCAAACGGCGAAGAAGAAAGUAAAAAGACAAAAGAGCCACAGUCAUGGAACUUUGGCUUCGGCUUUUACGGAACUGUCAUGCUAACUAACGUGCCUCACGCCAAUGUUCCCCUGGAAUUGAACUACCGCAUUGCCAGGGACUUUGAAGUCGAAGGAAAUAGUGAUGGCGAAGACAACAAAGGCGAGGACAAAAAAGACGAAGACAAAUCGAAGGAGAAGACCGAGGAGAGUGCGGCCAACCUUACCAAGCCAGACAAUGAGGGCAUCAAGGACGGCUCCAAGAGCACGAUGACCAAGCUCCCGGAGGGGGAGAAGCCCAAAAAAGAGUAUUCGGAUGGCGCGCACAAGAGAAUCUGGAACAUGGUCAUCUGGUGUGACAAGUGGGAGGACAUCUACGGCAUCAAGAACGUCUCGUUGACAAAAGCCGAGCUCAAGUUCUCCUUUGAACAAGGCACCUUUAGAGAGACUGUGCAAUUAAAUCUGACAGCGGAUUUGACGUUGGGAAGUGGAACCUUUUCAGCUGUUGGAAAAUUCUCCAAGAAUGAAAACUCGCUCGAUGCUAAGAUAGGUGACCUCACACUCAGUGAAAUUAAGAAGAUCCACGCCCAGAUCGCCGGCUACGCACUUCCAGCAGACAAUGCAGCCACAGAAGCCGAAGUGAAGAAAGAAGCCAAAGGCAACGAGAUCACAUUCAAGAACCUGCAUCUCAAUCUGUCUAGCACCAAGAUGGGCGGUAGUACAGACCGAUCUUUGCAAUUGGAUGGCUGCGUCGGAUUCAACGAGCAUAGCAGUGCCAGUGCUCUGGUAAAGAUUGAUCAAGAUGGGCUGAGCAUCAGCGGAGACAUCAAAGACUUUGAUAUUCCUGACACUCACAUCAAGAUCGAGAAGGCCGGACUGCAUAUCUAUAUUGGAUUCAAGCAGGGCACCAAGAGUGAAAAGGCUGUCGAUGGGGAGGAGAAUAAGAACUUCAAGGCGGUAACUGAUGGUAAAGAGACCAAGUCUAAUAAGAAGGAAAGCAAGGGCGAAACCCUGACGAAGACAGACGAUGAAGAAGAAAAGCCUGUCGGAACCAAGCGAGCAAGUGAGUUUGCUAUUAUGGGCAUUGUCAAGAUCGAAAGCUUCACUGUCACUGUUGGUUUCCACAUCGAGCAAAAGCCAGACAAACCGACUCGGGACUGGAUUCUGGUCGGCAGUGUCGCUAGCAUCAAGCUGGACCAACUCUGGUCCGACCUCAAGGGUGGAUUCUUGGAUCUGGAACUGGAUCGUGUGGCGCUGAUUGCAUCCUCAGAGGAGAGGGAGAAGCAGGACCCAACGGAGUCAAGUGCAGUUGACAGUUGGGAUGUCCUGGCUCAGGUCGAUGCUUAUGGCUAUCCUGUUGUCAAAGGCAUUCAAUUGUGCGCAAGUAUUCGAAAGUUUGACGUCCUGGACGAAAUGAACGAUAAGAAGAAGAUGGAAGACCUCGUUUUGAUUGUGGCCUUCCCGUCACAGGGCAAGCUGAAAUUCAGUAUCGAUAUGCCCGAGUCAUUCCAGGUUCCCAUCAGCAAAUGCUUGAAACUAUGCAAAUUCGGUGCCACUAUUGGUGCUGAUGAUACUGGGCCCUACCUGCAGUUGAACACAACCUUGACUCUGUCGUACAAAGGCCAGAGUCCGAUUAACGUUAUAGGUGACAUCAGGGGUUCCAUGACAGAUGCCUAUGGAGCGCUUUAUAUGAAAGAGGGGGAUAAGUGGGUUGAUCCUUUCGGGUUGAACAAGAAAGCCGUUGUAUCCGAACUGGGAGUCGGUGCCGGAUUCAAAUAUGCAACUGUUUUAGAGGAAGGACCCGAUCAAUUCUCGUUCGCAGGAAAACUCGAUCUGGGUGAUAAAUUCCAUGGAAAGAUGGUCCUGCACUUCGGCGUUGGCGAGGAGCAGGUCAUCAUAGUCAAAGCCAGCGAGAUCAAUGUCGUCCAGCUCAUCCGUCUGGCUGGAGAGCUGGCUGAUAUUAAGGAACUGGCGAAUAUUGAGGGCGGUGACGAUAUUCUUGUUUUCCGUGAUCUCGAACUGUAUCUGUCCACGGGUGCAGAGGUCUUUGGUAUUACCUACGAACGAGGCAUUCAUGUAAAUGGGAAGAUGGAAUUCUUAAAGAAGACCGGCGACUUUAAAGGAAGCCUCACCGAUGACGGUGUCACGGUCAAAGCUGGUGUGGAUCAGUUCAGCAUUGGAGGUCUUAAGGUGACAUCUGCCUCGGCAGGUGGAAAGCGAGCGACGCUGGAUGUUGAAAUGACAAAGGAGAAGCAGAAGAUCUCCGUUGACGGCAUGAUUCAGUACUACGACAUCCACGCGAAGAUGCUGGUUGAUGCCGACAUACAAGAAAGACGGUUGAAUGCUAAUAUCGAUAUCCAAUUCAUUGAGAGUCUAUCGUUCCUGCUCAAGGCAAAGGUCCAAGUCCCACAAGGCAGCUCGACGGAUGACCUGAAGGCAGAUUUCGACGCACAGCUCACGCCAGACGUUUACGGCGCCAUCUUCGACGGUAUCCACCAUGGCAUUGACGCUCUUGGAAAGCUUGUCACGCAGGAAAUUGACAAUGCCAAGAAGGAUAUCCAAAGACAGAUAGAUGAGCACGGCCAGGAGCUGAAGAAAAUGGAGCAGGAACUGAAUCAGAUGAAGAUCGAGUCCGCAAAGCAGGUCAAAAUACGCGAGCAGAAAAUCAAGCAGAACGAUGAUCAGUUGACGGAAUUGAGAAACGAGCUUGAUCAUCUUGAAGGAGAUGUCAAAAGCGCUGAGGCCCAGAAAAAUAAAAAUGAUGCAAAGGUCGCCAGCACAAAAGCUGAAAGAGAUGCUGCUAAGCGGAAACUGGACAAAAAGAUACGAGACAUGACUGCUGAAUACAACCGCCAGUUGACGGAGCAAGAAGACCAGCAACAGAAGUGGCAGGCCAAGAAGCAGAGUCUGGAGAACCAGAAGAAUGCCACAUGGGGUGAUGACCUCAGGAAAGGUGCGGCAGCGCAGGCCAACUUGGAAUAUUGGAACGCGCAGGUGAAAGAGGCCCAGGGUGAGGUGAAACAUUGGAAGACGGUGAUCGCCAAUUCCGGACCGUUCGGCAAGCUUGGAGGGCUUGCUAGCUUGUCCGUAGCCCUUGGAAAACUAGGGUCAGAUGAGGCCCAACGGGCUAUAUACAGCGGUUUAAUAAACGUUAUGCAAGAUAUUCUGAGCAGUCCAGAGUUCGAAGGGGUAGAAAAAGACAUCACCGAAGCCGUGGAAAAGAUCAAGAACAUUGGUGCAGGCAUUGAUGCGCUCAAAAGCCAAGGCGUCUAUGGCUUCAUUCAAGCAAUGUCUCGGGAUGAGAAAGCAGAAUUGAACCGCCAGAUCCAGCUGCUUAACGACCUGGAAGCAGAGGGCCAAAAGUUGGAGGAUGAACUUAUCAAGGCAAGGAACAAGCUUGAAAAGAACCGAGGUAGAAUUACCGCCGAUCAGAUAGCAGCCCAAAGGUCUAUUGCACAGCUGCAGGCCGAGAUCAAGCUCAAGCCAUUUGAAAGUGAUUUGCGUGCCAAACAGGUCGAGUUUGCCAACAUCAAGGCGAAAAUCAAUACCCUUCAGCGAACCUUGGACGAUGUCGAUAAGGGUGUUGAUAAAACAACUCAUGUAUCCGAAGAGAUUGUCGGGGCGUUGAAAAAGGGAGUGCCUCGAGUUACCAUGAUUGACGUCCAGGCCAAUACUGAUGUCUUUAUCGAGAACAAGCCGCUGGUCUUUACGCUUUAUGUCGACUGGCUGGGGAAGCAGAACAAGCAUGAAGUGGAUUGGGCACCAGGAGUGGACGCUGCAGAUCUAUAUAAGAGGGCUGCAGACAUGAUCAUUAAGGGUCAUUAGAUUAUGAGUCUGAUAUAUUCUAUACUUCGCCUCUAUUAGCAGCACUAUUGAUUUGUUACUACUUUAUAUCUUGAUAUAUUUCGAUACUAUCGUUAAGCUAUCAACGUCGAUCAAAAGAUAAAGCAAGAUAUGGAAUUGCUAAACAGAUCAAGAUGUUUUAAGAUAAACAAUAAUGUCUAUCUAUCUAUCUACCUAUGACUCGG